ACUCCUUUCACUUUCUAGUUUCUAACCGCUAUCCAUGGGGAGAAUAACGACGUUGAGAGAUCUCAUAGGAGUUAUCAAAGACAAGGCUUCAGCAUCCAAAGCCGCUUUUGUUUCCACCCCUGAAACAAUCUCCCUCCGCCUCGCCGUCCUCCGUGUCACCGCCCACAUGCCCUCCACGGCACCAAACGACAACCACAUCUCCGCCCUACUCGCCCUUGGAGACAGCUCACGCACCACUGCCUCCGCCCUCAUCUCCUCCCUCAUGGACCGCCUCCACCGCACCAGCAACUCCACUGUAGCGCUGAAGUGCCUCCUAACCCUCCACCACAUCAUUAAGCGUGGACCCUUUAUUCUUCAAGACCAGCUUUCUAUUUUUCCUGCCGCCGGUGGAUACAACUACCUCAAACUCUCCUCCUUCCGCGACGGUGAUUUCACGUGGGUUUUGUCUGCAUGGGUGAGAUGGUACGCGCGUUACAUUGAAUCCCUGCUCUCAACUUCUAGGGUUUUGGGUUACUUCUUGGGAUCAAGCUUCAUGCAGCAUGGAAAGAGAUAA
This is a messenger RNA of Coffea arabica (coffee), 553 nucleotides long. The record is from RefSeq and is a predicted model, not a curated record. NCBI's taxonomy places the organism in Eukaryota, Viridiplantae, Streptophyta, Magnoliopsida, Gentianales, Rubiaceae.